This is a messenger RNA of Cladocopium goreaui, 1319 nucleotides long. NCBI's taxonomy places the organism in Eukaryota, Dinophyceae, Suessiales, Symbiodiniaceae. The record is from the annotation of a GenBank genome assembly.
GAUGCGCACAGUGAUCAUCGGCAUGGAUACGAAGGACACCUACAUUGGAGACGAUGCUCAGGGUCGACGUGGAGUGUUGACUCUGAAGUAUCCCAUUGAGCAUGGCAUCGUCACCAACUGGGAUGACAUGGAAAAGAUUUGGUCGCAUUGCUUCUACAAUGAGCUGCGGGUUUCGCCAGAGGAACACCCUGUGCUGUUGACCGAGGCACCUCUAAACCCCAAGGCCAACCGUGAACGCAUGACCCAAAUCAUGUUUGAGACAUUCAAUGUGCCUGCCAUGUACGUUUCCAUCCAAGCGGUUCUCUCGCUAUAUUCCUCCGGGCGAACCACUGGUAUCGUUCUGGACAGUGGUGAUGGAGUUUCUCACACAGUUCCCAUCUAUGAAGGAUAUUCAUUGCCUCAUGCGGUUCAACGACUGGACUUGGCUGGUCGUGAUCUCACUGAGUAUUUGAUGCUGAUCAUGAUGGAAAGUGGAUAUGCCUUCACCACAAGCGCAGAGCGAGAAAUUGUGCGUGAUGUGAAGGAGAAGCUGUGCUAUGUGGCCAUCGACUUCGACAGUGAGUUGAAAACUGCAAUGACCAGCAGUGAUGGUGCUAAGACCUACGAACUCCCAGAUGGAAACAUCAUCUCGUUGCACACCGAACGCUUCCGUUGUCCUGAAGUCCUCUUCCAACCCAGCUUGCUGGGAAAGGAGGCGAUGGGGAUCCACGACACCACAUACCAGUCUAUCAUGAAGUGCGACGUGGACAUUCGCCGUGAUCUCUUCUGCAACGUGGUGCUCUCGGGUGGCUCCACCAUGCUCCCGGGCAUCGGUGAGCGCAUGACCAAGGAACUCAGCGCGCUGGCACCAUCCACGGUGAGGAUCAAGGUGAUCACUCCACCGGAGCGGAAGUACAGCGUCUGGAUCGGUGGCUCCAUCCUGGGAUCCCUCAGCACCUUUCAGCAGAUGUGGAUCUCCAAGGCGGAAUACGAUGAGGCGGGCCCCACCAUUGUCCACCGCAAGUGCAUGUGAGGCCUGACUGGCUGCCAUGGCUGCCACUGGAUGGGCCAAUUUUUUGGCAUUUUGAGACCUGGAUCUGUUGCAGAUCAUAUUUUUGUGCUGAGCAUUUCAAACACCUUGAGGCUUCCAUGUUGCAGAGGGGCAUGUGAAAUUGUGCAAAGCUCUCAAGAUCAUGGAGCCUCUCAUGGUGGGUUCAGCAUUGUACAGUUGAGCGGAAACGCCCAGAGAUGGCACUUGCCUGGAAAGAUUUUGGAUAGGUGUGGGUUUAGAGACGUGAAUCAUCAAAAGCAAGUUCACAAAUCUUUGUGUUCGGAGUGAG